Molecule: messenger RNA, 381 nt
Organism: Penicillium pulvis
Lineage: Eukaryota; Fungi; Ascomycota; Eurotiomycetes; Eurotiales; Aspergillaceae
Exons: 1
Coding region: 1-381 (126 amino acids)
Source: RefSeq, a predicted model, not a curated record
AUGGAUGACGGUCAUGUUGGUCAAUCCAAAUAUGACAUUCUCAGUUUACCCUUGAGGCCCAAGAGCUUCUUCGUUGCCGCGAAGCCUGUCGCAGAACCCCAGCUGCUAGCAAGAACUGGAACGGCUGGACUUCCUAUUCGAGCUCGGAUAUCGUUGGAAGAUCAUCCCUUGCCUCUUUUGAAGGAUCCGGCUCUCCUUGCCGUAUCUGCCUUGUCUCCUGAAUGGACCAUAUCAAGUCUCACUUCGGCCCCUGAGGUAGAGCCUUAUGGCCAAAACAUUCAAAUCGCUGCACCUCAAGAAGUUCGAGAGAAAUUUGCUUUUAAGAAAAUGGCCAAUGAACAGGCUAUACAGGAUGGGUGGACAUCGAGGACCGAAGUGUGA